Messenger RNA from Drosophila simulans, 619 nucleotides. RefSeq names its product keratin-associated protein 5-4. Bases 156 to 560 code for a protein of 134 amino acids. The transcript is spliced from 2 exons. The record is from RefSeq and is a predicted model, not a curated record. Lineage: Eukaryota; Metazoa; Arthropoda; Insecta; Diptera; Drosophilidae.
GUCGGCUCCAUAGAAUGCCAUACUUAUGGGCAGUCUAGUUGGCUUUUCGGCGUUUAAUGGGAAAUUACGAAGCAAUUGUUGGAGGCGAUUAUCGAAAUUGUACCGAAUAGAGGAGCUCACUGGCCGCGCACAUUGAAGUCCAGAAUCCAGAGAUCAUGUCCAGCUGCGGGCAGUUCAAUCCGUUCUACAUUGGACCCUAUCCGGAGCGUGCGUGCGGCGAUUGUCCGUAUGGCCAGUAUUCGGGCUUCACCAGAUGCGGAUGGAGUGGCGGUAACGGGCCCUUUGGCACCACCUUCUGUGACUCCCGCUACGGCGGAGGAGGAGGCCAAGGCUGUGGAGGAGGGAGAAGUGGUUGUGGAGGGAGAGGUGGUUGUGGAGGCAGAGGCAGAGGUGCUUGUGCGCCAUCUUGUGGUCCUCGUGGCGGAUCGUGGUCCUGUGGUCCCCGGCCGUGUUCCCCGUGCUAUCAGUUUCCGUACGGAGCGGACAGCUGCAUGAUGUGCUCCAGUGGAUUUGGCUGCUGUGGCCAAUCCUGUCGCGCAUCCUGCUACUCCUGCUGCUGAGUGUGCACGUCUCGUGGACUCUGGACUUCACUGUGUGCGGUUAAUUGGUUUCUUGAGCU